AUGGCGUAUGAAAUGGGCAACACUUUAGCACUAGCCCUCGUCCAGGGGCCUGCGGUUAUCAUCGUACAAGCGCACGAAAAAGGUCGUGCCCAUUCUAGACGCGCCUGCUCCGUUCGCUCGGAAUCCCUUUUUUACCAAAGAAGUUUAACUUCUUUAAGUGUUAAAUACAACAACCUGUUGUUUUUGCCUUCGAGGCACCUAAUUGAUGUUAAAACUUUUACGCAUAAAAAUCAAGUUUUUACUGUUCCAUCUCCCACACCAAAACAGCUUCAACAGCAAGCCAUGAAUUCUGCGCUUCCUAUGAUUGGUUUUGGCUUUAUGGAUAAUUUAGUAAUGAUACAAGCAGGGGACUUUAUUGACACUACUAUUGGUGUUAUAUUUGGCUUGUCCACUCUCUCCGCCGCCGCUCUGGGCCAAGUUGUUUCUGAUGUCUCCGGAGUCUUUUUUGGGGGGACCAUCGAAGCUCUUGCUGUUCGUCUGGGGUUAAACCCCUCAAAUUUGUCUCAUGAACAGUGUAACUUAAAGUCUGUGAAGAUAGUGACCACUCUUGGGCGAUCAGUGGGAAUCAUUUUGGGCUGUCUUCUAGGAAUGUGUAGUUUACUAUUUAUGGACACUAAAAAGUCUGACAGAAUGAAGCAUCAAAAAGAGCAUAACGAACUUCUUAAGUCCUUAAUAGAGAAAACCUCACUAACUUUAGGCGCCACCAACUACCUUUUAUAUUCUUACGAUCAAACCACAAAUAAACUUCAUGUGCAAAUUCCAGAUAAUAUUUCUAGUGAUCCACCGAUGGACAGCAUCGCUGGGAGGACAGUAACCACUAAGAACAUGUGUAUUACGGACGCUGCAGUGGAUGCACCUUGUGAUCACUCAUUUGAAAAACUAGUGGGACCCGGUACGCGCAGCGUGCUGUCGGCGCCUUUGAUAAACGCGAGGGGGCAAGCGAUUGGAGUAUUACAACUGCUUAACAAAGUCGACAGUGACGGAAAUAUUAUUGCAUUUGAAGACCUUGAUGGGGAAAUCAUCAAAGUUUUAUGUUCGAGUAUCGUGUUACUUACCGAAAAUCAUCCGAAAGAAUCAAUUUUAAUAUAG
Molecule: messenger RNA, 1089 nt
Organism: Zophobas morio
Lineage: Eukaryota; Metazoa; Arthropoda; Insecta; Coleoptera; Tenebrionidae
Exons: 7
Coding region: 1-1089 (362 amino acids)
Cellular component (GO): mitochondrion
Molecular function (GO): protein binding
Source: RefSeq, a predicted model, not a curated record